AUGAUAAAGCUAAAGGAAGAGGGGUUGGUGACAUUCAAGGAUGUGGCUGUGGACUUCACCCAGGAGGAGUGGGGCCUUUUGGACCAUGCUCAGAAGGAGUUGUACAAGGGGGUCAUGCUGGAGAAUGCCCGGAACCUGCUCUCCCUGGGGCUUCCAGUUACCAGAGAAGACGUGAUCUCAUAUUUUGAGCAAAAGGAAGCCCCAUGGAUGCUGAAGCAAGAAGGCCUGAGGAGCUGCUGUCCAGAAGGAGAGAUCAGACUGGAAAUGAAGGAAAUUGCUGCAGAGCUAACCCUUUCUGUGGAAAAAACUCACAAGCAAAGAUUCAUGAAUAAUGGUCCCUCUGAAUUCACUUGGAGAGAAGUCUACACAACACCUGAAAGUUUUCACACUGCAGAGAAAUAUUAUGACUGUGAACAACAUGGAAAGGGUUUUACAGAGAGGAAGUAUCGUAUUGCACAUCAGAGGAUGCAUCCUGGAGAGAAACUUUAUGAAUGUAAUCAAUGUGGAAAACUUUUUAAAUGGUGGAACAGUCUUACUCUACAUCAGAGAAUGCACGCUGGUGAGAAACCUUAUAAAUGUAGUCAAUGUGGAAAGACUUUUAGAUGUAGGAAGACUAUUGGUGAACAUCAGAGAAUCCACACUGGAGAGAAACCUUAUGAAUGUAAUCAGUGUGGAAAGGUUUUUAUACAAAGGGCUGGUCUGAUUGUACAUAAGAGAACACACACUGAAGAGAAACCUUAUGAAUGUAAUCAAUGUGGAAAAGCUUUUAAAUGGUGGAAAAAUCUUACAGUACAUCAGAGAAUCCACACUGGAGAGAAAAUGUAUGAAUGUAAUCAGUGUGGAAAGACUUAUAUGCGGAAGGACAAUCUUGUUCAACAUCAGAGAAUGCACACUGGAAAAAAACCUUAUGAAUGUGAUCAAUGUGGAAAGGCUUUUAAAUGGUGGAACAGUCUGACUCUACAUCAGAGAAUUCACACUGGAGAGAAACUGUAUGAAUGUAAUCAAUGUGAAAAGACUUACAUACAGAAGGACAGUCUAGUUGAACAUCAGAGAAUCCACACUGGAGAGAAACCUUAUAAAUGUAGUCAUUGUGGAAAGACUUUCAGAUGUAGAAAGUCUAUUGGUGAACAUCAGAGGAUCCACACUGGAGAGAAACUUUAUGAAUGUAAUCAAUGUGGAAAGACUUUUACAUGGAAGCGCAGUCUUGUUAGACAUGGAAGAAUCCAUAAUGGAGAGAAACCUUAUGAUUGUAAUCAAUGUGGAAAGGUUUUUAGAUUGAAGAAAUGUCUUAUUGCUCAUCUCAGAAUCCAUACUGGAGAGAAGCCUUAUGACUGUAAUCAAUGUGGAAAGGCUUUUAAUUGGUGGAACACUCUUGCUCUACAUCAGAGAAUCCACACUGGAGAGAAACUUUAUGAAUGUACCCAGUGCGGAAAGGCUUUUACACUGAGAGACCAUCUUACUAGACAUCAGAGAAUACAUACUGGUGAGAAACCUUAUGAAUGUACCCAAUGUGGAAAGACUUUUACACAGAAGUCCUCUCUUACUGUACAUCAGAGAAUACACACUGGAGAGAAACCUUAUGAAUGUACUCAGUGCGGAAAGGCUUUUCCACACAAGGACCGUCUUACCCGACAUCAGAGAAUCCACACUAGAGAGAAACCUUAAGAAUAUGAUCAUUCUGGUAAAACCUUCAGGCCAAAGUCAAUCCUUGUUUACAAUCAGAGAAUUCAUGGGAGAUAAAGGAAUCUUAUAAUUGACCUGAAUGAGGAAAGUCAUUGAAAUGGAGUACGGAGCUUCUUAGCAAAAUAUUCACUCUGGGUAAAAGCUAUCUAUGGAAUCAAUGUGGGAAGGCUUUCAGCCAGAGAUCAUCUCUUUAUCCUCUCUUCAGAGGAUUUAUAAUGAAAAGAAACCUUAUGAAUGCGCUCAAAGGGGACAUGCCUUACCGGUGAAGGUUAUAUUUUGUGUCUGACUAUAACAGAAGGUCGAGAUAAGGAAAAUAAUUCAUGCUGACCCUCCAGGUGGUAAAAGCCAAAAAGGAGGCAGUAGGCUGACAAACUGCAGAACUAUGUCAGAGAAUCCACCUGGAUGUUCUCAGAAUUAGAAUGUCUUCAGAAUAAAGAAAAGCCCUCAUGUCAACAUUAUGUCAACUGGGAAACAAUCUUUGGUGAAGGGAAGGAUUCAAAUUUGUUUAAUCAGGGGUAUAACAAUUAGGGCACUUUAGGGAAUUUUGUGUUCUCCCACAGGCUGCCUACAUGCAUGUAAUCAGCCUACUCUGAGGCCACUGCAUGUGACAGCCAAGAAACUUCUCAUUAAUUUGAGAUCAUGGCUGCCUCCUGAUUUUGGUGACCCAACAAUCGUGAUGAUGAGGCAGGGAUUCCCCUGAUGGACUUGAGGCAGAGCAGAAGCAAUGUGUGAACAAAGCAGCUGCUCCUAAGCAGGCAAGAGGCCUUGCAAUUUCUAUCUACAAAGCUGCCCAUGGUUGUUCCUGCUCUACCAGCCUGGAAGAGAACUCUAAAGGAACCCAGUUCCAUAUCAGAGGCAUCUGGGCUGCUUGUCACAUGCUCUCUACAAAUCAAUGAAGGGCUCAGGUCCUGAUGACAGCACCCUCCUCACAGUCAUGGUUUCCAGUGCAGAGACCAAUAGGUUGGACAUGAGGGAGCAAUUCGAGAGGCAUUAUGCGAAGUCUCUAUAUUCUUUCCUCAAGGCAAGUAGAAGAGUCUUGCUUUGCCAGAAAAGGCAAGCACUGAUAGGAAGAAAGGUUUCUAAUGAAAUUCAUUUGGAUGCUAAUGCAGACCCAAGCCAACUUCUUGUUCCCUUAUCCCUGUAUUUAUCAGAGAAACUUGAUUUGGAAGGGCCUUCAGAGGCCAUCUAGGCCAGACUCAUAUCUGCAGAGGCAUCUCUUUGAGAUCAUUUCUGCUUGAAGACCUGCUAGGAAGGUAGCUCAAUAUUAAGGCACUGUUCAUCACAUCAAGCUGAAAUCUGCCUCUUGCAGCUAACCCUCAUUGGUACUGAGUGUGAUUCAUCUUAGACAUGAUAGCAUUUCAGGUAUUUGAGGAGUAUUUCAUGUUGCCCUUCAAGUUUCCUCCUCUUCUGGACAAGUGUACUCACUUUUUUCAACUGAUCCUCAUUUGUCAUGGUCUCCAAUCCAUCAUAUUCAUAGUCCUUCUUUGGAUGUAUUCCAGCUAGUCAGUGCCUCUUGUUGAUUAUCUCCAGUUUGUCAUAAAUAAUAGGAAUAGAUAUGUUUGUCCGUAUUUAUUUGUCUGGCUGUAGCUGCCAAAAGUGCUACCAAACUGGCGUAUAAAUUACUUGUUACAAUCUUAUGAUUGUAUAAUCUGUUUUUGCUAACGAUGAUGGAAUCAUGACUUUGGCACCCUAAUAUCUGUCAGUUGUGGAUAUGUUUAUGGAUUAGUUAGAAAAAGGGUAUAUUGUAGCUUGUCUUGACCUAUGUCUUGCCACUGGACUCUCAUAACAUUGGAAGAGAGAGUGAGGUUGAUGGCUUUACACAGUUCUGCUUCCCUUAAAUCCAACUCACUUGCAAACAAAGACCAAGAACAACAAUCUGUGGGUAAAGAAGCCUCCUGAGUUCAAAAGUUCAGUGUUCCUCUCCCAGUUAAAUGCAUCAGUCACUUUUAAUGGAAGAAAAAUUCUGAGCUAAGUUUACAAGUGCAGUCCUCUCUCAAAAGAUUUUACUUCAAAAGGAACUAUUAUCUCAGCACCAGCUGCCAAUCAAUUUGUGUCAAGGAAACUUGUUUUCUUCUAUUAUACCUUUAAAUAUCCUGACUCAGUUCUAGGUCAUCUGUUGUUAUCUCUACCAGCCAGGAUGAUGCCAUUCCUGGAAAUCUUGUCUCUAGGUGUUUUUGUACAAUUAGAGAAAAUUUGUUGUCUAUCAUUAGUUAUUUCUGCAAGAUCCAGGUGGAAAGUAUCAACAUUUUCAAGAUGAAAAGAGGGGCUAUUUCCAGCCCACAUUUCACACUUUCAGCCAAUCAUAUUCUUCCUACCCCCAUGAUACUUUAACCAUUUAUAUUGUUUUCCCCACUUGCCAACUCCUUUGUUACAUCCUUAAGCUGGGGGACUUUCAUCUUCCCUGUCUUUAAGCUUGAUAGGGAAGCCAUUUUCCCUCUUUAUUGGUAAAUUCAUGUUAACUAAUAAACUGCUGGUGCUCAGAGCUCUGUACCUCAGUUGGCUUGAUUUUCCUGGUGAUAAUUAGUCCUUGUGGUCUUGAGGUCACCAAUGCACUGUCUCCUGAAGCAAGGCUUUAGCUUGUAGAAUCUAUGCAUGAAAACCAUUGUCAUCAAAUUAGACCUGAUUGUCUUGAGGCUAUCAUAAUAGUCUUGACUGAGUUGUUGUUCUGUCAUGUCAGGAUUGUCUUGACUAUCUGUCACCUCAUGGACCAUA
This is a messenger RNA of Trichosurus vulpecula (common brushtail), 4395 nucleotides long. Its product is annotated as zinc finger protein OZF-like. The record is from RefSeq and is a predicted model, not a curated record. The transcript has 4 exons. Gene Ontology annotation, cellular component: nucleus. NCBI's taxonomy places the organism in Eukaryota, Metazoa, Chordata, Mammalia, Diprotodontia, Phalangeridae. Gene Ontology annotation, molecular function: DNA-binding transcription factor activity, RNA polymerase II-specific; RNA polymerase II transcription regulatory region sequence-specific DNA binding. Gene Ontology annotation, biological process: regulation of transcription by RNA polymerase II. Bases 1 to 1665 code for a protein of 554 amino acids.